CGGCUUCCGGCGGGCCGCGCCGCCGGCGGCUCCCACGGUGUCCGUGGCUCCUCAGGCGGUUGGCGGCUCUCGAUGGCGACCGAGCGCGCCUGGGCCCGGCUCUGCGCGGCCCCGCGAGGCUCCCCGCGCCCCGCGUCCUGACGCGCCGGGCGACCCGCUCCCUCGGGGUCGGGGCGCGAUGCCCCUCCAGGUGAAGUGGCCGUUCCCCUCGGUGCCGCCGCUCGCCUGGACUCUGGCCAGCAGCGUCGUCAUGGGCCUCGUGGGCACCUACAGCUGCUUCUGGACCAGUGAGUGGGCCCCCCGCCGCGGCCGGAGCUGGGCUGGGGUCGGGGGCGGCCGCGCGGCACUCCACCUACACGCUCUCUGCCCUCCAUCCCCGUCCCCCCCAGAGUACAUGAAUCACCUCACUGUCCACAACAAGGAGGUGCUGUAUGAGCUCAUCGAGAAUCGGGGCCCGGCCACCCCCCUCAUCACCGUCUCCAACCACCAGUCCUGCAUGGAUGACCCUCAUCUUUGGGGGAUCCUGAAGCUCCGCCACAUCUGGAACUUGAAGUUGAUGCGUUGGACCCCCGCGGCUGCAGACAUCUGCUUCACCAAGGAGCUGCACUCGCGCUUCUUCAGCUUGGGCAAGUGCGUGCCCGUGUGCCGAGGAGAUGGCGUCUAUCAGAAGGGCAUGGACUUCAUUUUGGAGAAGCUCAACCACGGGGACUGGGUGCACAUCUUUCCAGAAGGGAAAGUGAACAUGAGCUCCGAGUUCCUGCGCUUCAAGUGGGGAAUUGGGCGCCUGAUCGCUGAAUGUCACCUCAACCCCAUCAUUCUUCCGCUGUGGCAUGUGGGAAUGAAUGACGUCCUUCCGAACAGCCCGCCCUACUUCCCCCGCUUCGGACAGCCUGUCUUCCCUGCAGAGAAUCACCGUACUGGUCGGGAAGCCCUUCAGUGUCCGGCCUGUGCUCGAGCGGCUGCGGGCGGACAACACGCCGGUGGUGGAAAUACGCAAAGCCCUGACCGACUUCAUUCAGGAGGAAUUCCAGCGCCUGAAGACCCAGGCCGAGCAGCUCCACCACCACUUCCAGCCCAACAGAUAGGAGCGAAGGUGGCGGCUGUCUUCCCCCCAGACCCAGGCACAUGGGGCCAUCGGCGCUGCCUUAGGGAUUCCCGCCCCGCACUGAGCUGGGGCUGGGGCUGGACUGACGCGUUGAGCUCAGAUGUGUCUUUCGGCCAGUUUCCUUCACCCCUGUGGGUCUCUUAGUUGGUGAGCCUUCCGGCUCCUCCGCAGUUCCUCAGUUACAAGAGCCUUGGUGCUCCUCCCACUUUGCCCCGAAGGAGCUUAGGCAGGGGCCUCCUUUCCUCUUUCCUUCCAGUGUUCUCUCAAGGGCGGCCUUGCGGGGGGAAGGGAGCAGGCAGGUGAGCAGGGCGGCCAGGCCGGAGCCGCAGGGAGGGGUCUCCGAGGCCCCGAGGCCUCCUGCCCGCCCUUGCCAGUCUGGGAGCUGCUCGCACCUCAGGGAUGGCCGGGAGCCAAGUCUUCCUUCUACACCUGAGCUCCCCGAGCCUCGGGCGGGACCUGGCCCUGGGCUGCAGGCAGAAAGGGCAGCCCCUGGCCAGGAGCCGCAGGGAGGGCCUGAGAUCAGGCCCCUCAGCUCCAGGCCAGGGGCCACCUGCUGCUCCGGCCUUUCCGCCUGCUCCCCUGCCACACUCGAGUCCCUGGGGGCCUGGGUUUUCAUGUGUUUUUUGAACAAUAAAGAGUCGAUGUUGUGCCA
Messenger RNA from Choloepus didactylus (southern two-toed sloth), 1757 nucleotides. It is a transcript of the gene TAFAZZIN, whose product is annotated as tafazzin. Gene Ontology annotation, cellular component: mitochondrial membrane. Gene Ontology annotation, biological process: cardiolipin acyl-chain remodeling; inner mitochondrial membrane organization. The record is from RefSeq and is a predicted model, not a curated record. Gene Ontology annotation, molecular function: 1-acylglycerophosphocholine O-acyltransferase activity. The transcript has 9 exons. The coding region runs from base 179 to 1249 and encodes 356 amino acids. Lineage: Eukaryota; Metazoa; Chordata; Mammalia; Pilosa; Megalonychidae.